Messenger RNA from Nothobranchius furzeri (turquoise killifish), 1166 nucleotides. It is a transcript of the gene gpx4a, whose product is annotated as glutathione peroxidase 4a. The record is from RefSeq and is a predicted model, not a curated record. Gene Ontology annotation, molecular function: phospholipid-hydroperoxide glutathione peroxidase activity; glutathione peroxidase activity. Gene Ontology annotation, biological process: response to oxidative stress. Gene Ontology annotation, cellular component: nucleus; mitochondrion. Lineage: Eukaryota; Metazoa; Chordata; Actinopteri; Cyprinodontiformes; Nothobranchiidae.
UUGGCCUGCAGCACGCGUGCUUUUGAUCAGGGUUUGUUUUGUUAGGACCUAAGAGAGGAACCUAUUGGAGAAAUCCAGCUUAUCAUUUCUGGUCAUUUCGACCCGCCCCUUGUACAUUAAGGCUCUGUCAGAUGUGAGGUUCAGCAGUGAGGGGGUUGCGCUGACAGAUUAGAUUGUUCUGUAACAGAGAAGCUGAGAGAGGGGCAGCCAUGCGCCUGUUAGGGUGCACAGUGUUUCUCUCUGUCCUGCUGCAGGCUAUGUCGUCCCCAACAGAGGACUGGCAGAGAGCCACGUCCAUUUAUGAAUUCAACGCAACAGACAUCGAUGGAAAUCUGGUGUCGCUUGAGAAAUACAGGGGCUAUGUUGUCAUCAUCACCAAUGUUGCCUCAAAAUGAAGCAAAACCCCAGUAAACUACUCUCAGUUUGCGAAGAUGCACGCCGCGUACUUUGAGAGAGGUUUACGGAUCCUCGCCUUCCCCUCUAACCAGUUUGGGAAUCAGGAGCCGGGAAACGAGACACAGAUCAAGAUUUUUGCCCAGUCAUACAACGCACAGUUUGACAUGUUCAGUAAGAUCGAGGUGAAUGGGGAGAAUGCUCAUCCUCUGUGGAAGUGGCUGAAGGAUCAGCCCAACGGCAGAGGCUUGUUCGGAGAUAGCAUCAAGUGGAAUUUCACCAAGUUUUUGAUCAACAGAGAGGGGCAGGUGGUGAAAAGAUACGGACCCCUCGAUGAUCCAGAAGUGGUGGAGAAGGAUCUUUCUAAAUACCUUUAACCUGUCUGUCAUUCCUCAUUGGCUGAUAUUUCAUUCACUGUCUUACUGUCAUCAUUCCUUUCUCUGCCUCUCCAAGCACCAACGGACGGAGUUCAGAUCCACCCCAGACCAGUGACGGUCUGCUCACAAACCCGCUUGUCGGAUAGAACAGACCCGAUGAAAAUGGCGUGCAAACCUUUUGGGGGGUUUUUAAAAACGUGUCGUCUUUUGGUUCAUUGGAGGGAAUGAGAAACAACCCUAUGAGCGUAUCAGUGAUUCCUUUUGUUGCAUAAAUAAGAGUUGCUUUGUUUUCUUAAUAAAAUUCAAUAUUAUGUUCUUUUGCAAGUUAUAAUUCCCCUACAGCUUUUAUUGUUGAGAAUACUGAGAGAUUAUGAAAUAAAAAAUGUUUGGAAAUCA